CCUGCCGGUCUCUCUCCAGAGUGCCAGGAAGGGAUGGCCACGCCGCGCUCCUGGGCAGUGAAACCAAAGCCCGCUCUGCCCCCCCAUUACUACGAGGGCUUCCUGGAGAAAAAGAAUCCAUGGGACCAGGAUUUUAAGAAAUACUGGGCUGGUCUUUGGGGCUCUACUCUGUACUUCUACAACACCAGCAGAGAAAAUCAGUAUAUUGAGAAAAUUGAUCUGAAUGACUUCGUCUCCCUGGCCGAAGACAACUGCCCAGGAACUGUGGCUCCCAGGUCUACAGACCAACCAAGCUUGACUCUGAAGAUGAAGAACCAAGAAGUGAAGCUGAGGAUGGAAAACGUGGAACAGCAGGAAAUGUGGAAAGGUUUUAUACUCACAAUGGUAGAGAUGAAGGUCCCCUCGUCUCUGGCUUUGCUGCCCGGACACCUGUACAGGUUGUCUGAAGCCUUGGAGGCGGAGAGAGAGAGGCGAUCCCAGCUGGGCGUGACUGUCGAAAGGGAAGAGAAGCUGCCCAACUGUUUCUUCAGGGUCUCCAGAAUGGAGGCGGUGGCGCUUCUGGAGCAGAACGAAACCUACGGCAAUAUGUUGCUACGUCCCGGGAGAGAUGGCAAGAGUUUCUCGCUGACCGCUCGGCAGAAGGUGAAUGGAACCGUGAGUAUCAGGCACUAUAAAAUCAACACUGUUGGCGGAGAAUACAUCAUCGUUAUGGAGAAGCCGAAUUACUGCUCCUCCCUCACGGCUGUGCUUGACUUCUUCGUGGCCAAGACCAAUGGCAUCCUCAUGCCGCUGAGUGUGGAGAAGAACUACGCCUUGGCUCUGGAGGUCAUGGAGACGGAUCAAGAAAACAAAAGGAGCAUCUUGAUGUCUGCCUGGGUGCCUGAUGCCCCCCAACCACCUUCUAAAUGUACAGGUGACCUCGUGGGAAAAAAAAGAGUCUUCUCCCCCGGUUGUCAACUGUCCCCACCUCCUCCUCUUCCACCGAUCAUGCCCAUCCUGCCCCCGCGGCGGGCAUUGGCUCCCGCCCCUGAGCAUGUGUACGAGGAGGAAGAUCCUCCGCAGAAGACCUAUGUGAACAAAGAAGCAGCGUGGGGCCAACCUGAGGGCCAGGAAGUGAGGCCAAAAGGAGCCACCCCGGCUGUUCCUGUGCCUCCCAAGCCACUGAAGAGGCCGCCGAAGUCAGGCAGCCUAUUGGAUAGUAAAUCCACCCUCAAGCUUGGUGUGCACUCAACCACUGGGGAGACUCCGUUAUCCAGAAGCAUCACCGAUAAUUUGACCCAGGAGCUGAAACAAAAACUUGAGGAGCGAAUGGCCCGGAUAGGCAAUUGAAAAGACGGUGAUGCCUUUGGCAAAGGAUCGACACAGAGGCAAGGGAGGGAGGAACAAGCUGAACCGCCAACAGAUCUGCCUCUGGAUUUCUCGGCCAGCCUCUCUGGUUGCUCCCUUCGGGAACCAACUCUCCUGUUUUAUGUGGAGAGGAAUCUUACGGGAUCAGAUCAGAAAACCCGCCCCUGAGCUGCCUUUGAGACCCUCUUUCUUAGCCAUUGGCUGAGCUGUUGUGAUGUCACAGCAGGGGCACAUUCUGCAGGAAAAGGGGGCAGUUAAGAGGUGGGUUGAAGGGGAUUUGGGGAGAGUUACUAAGAAUAGUGUGAAGAACCAGUCGACCAAAGUAAAGACUAACUGCACUCCUGAGCAUGAGGACCAGCAAGAAAAACCUCGUAUGUUUGGGCAGGUGAUGAGACAGAUAAUGGAGUAGGGGAAAAAAUCAGCUAUGCUUCCAAAGUCUGAGGAAGUAGAAGAAAGGGAAGGUGACGGAUCAGUGGAUGGAAAGGAUCCAGGAGAGCAUCGGAAUGUUCUUGGACGGAUGAGCUACAUAUUACUCCUAAAUGGCUACAAGAGUCGGCAUUCGUCCCCACAGUCAACCCCGACUCCAUGGCAUCGAACCAAAACAAGGGGCGCCAAAAGCUUUCUGCACUUUUUGGAGCGAAGACAAUCUCAUGUGAAGCAGACCUGUGUGACCUGCGACCCGGAGGAAUGCCAGUGGCAAGGCUAGCCACCCAGAGUCGCCUGCACAGUGGGAGGGCGGUGUAUAAAUUUGAUUAAAAUAAAAUAAAAUAAAGGGAAUCAGUAGACCAGGGACCUAAAUGGAGAGGCAAAGCUUGCCGACGUGGGACUAAUUUUGGGACUAAUCUACACCCCCCCAUGCACACACACAAUGAUUUCACCCAACCUGCCUCAAACUGGAGUUGCAAGCCUCCAAGGGCCAGUUUACAGGCGGAAAUGGGGUCCUUGGCGGCCUCUUCCGGCACAGGUUUAUUCAGAAGUAAACCCCAAAGUGUGCGAGGGAGCUAGUUGGAUUAUACAGCUUUCUGUGUUCUUAACAUCUGGAAUUCAGUCAGUGGCUGGAAGAUUCCAGAGGAAUAGGGGACUUAUCUGACCAGUCCAGCAAGAAUGCCUAGAAUGUAAACAGGCAUCGGUCAUCCACAAAUAAGAGAGAGGUAAUGAUCAAAGGGAAUCCACGUUUCCUUUUCACAAAGGUGGUGCAACAGGAGAGCUUGGAAGGCUUAUGAGCUGACUGGGUAUAAAUCCUGAAUGACCAUCCCUUCUUGGCCAGACUCUGUUGACCAUUGCUUCCUGGAAUACAAUAAAGAAAUAUUUUCUAGCGUU
This is a messenger RNA of Candoia aspera, 2667 nucleotides long. RefSeq names its product signal transducing adaptor family member 2 (gene STAP2). Lineage: Eukaryota; Metazoa; Chordata; Lepidosauria; Squamata; Candoiidae. The coding region runs from base 34 to 1329 and encodes 431 amino acids. Gene Ontology annotation, molecular function: signaling adaptor activity. The record is from RefSeq and is a predicted model, not a curated record. The transcript is spliced from 13 exons.